GGGCAGCAGCGGCUGCGGCCAGUGCCCAACAUGGUGGCGGUUAAGGCUGUAUGAGUGGUGCCCGCUUACUCACACAGAGGGGGGGGCAUGACCACAGAAAGCAGAGCGGGGGGCGGCAGUGUGCUGACGCCCAAACCGGAAGUUGUGCAUACAUUUGGUCCGGAAGUAGUGCAAAACACCAAGUGACACCCCUGGUGACAGUGUUCCUUUAAGGAAAUACCAUAUUUUACUUGAAAUGUAUUGGGCUGCAAUGGAAACACUAUGCAAUUGGUGACACUGUAUACACAAUUCACAAACCCCACUGCUGCAUUAAGGGAAUAAGGACUCUACUUGGGUCUGAAAGUUGUAGUUAGUAAAAGCCUACAAAAGAUUUGUUUUAUAGCUUCAUUUACCAAACAAGCCUCACUGGACUUUAGUAACCAAAAUGAAUAUGCUGUGAAUAUCUAUGUACUGAAAGGGGUGAAUAGUUUUAUUUUUUUAUUUACUCUGGUGCAAAGACUCCUAUGGGGCAGCAGCCUGGAAAAGUGCUUGGGGAUCAGAGGAGGCCGAGCCUGCCCGCCUUACCCUUCAUUAAAGUUACUGCAAAGAAAGAUUCUGCCAAGCAUGGAGGUGCCCACUGCAAUGUUUUCGUGGAGCAUGAAGCCUUGCAAAGACCAAUCGUUUCCGAUUUUGAGCCACAAGGUCUGACUGAAGCUGCUCGUUGGAAUUCCAAGGAAAACCUCCUGUCUGGUCCCGGUGAAAAUGACCCCAACCUCUUUGUUGCACUGUAUGAUUUCGUGGCUAGCGGAGACAACACACUCAGCAUCACAAAGGGUGAGAAGUUAAGAGUUUUGGGCUACAAUCACAAUGGAGAAUGGUGCGAGGCCCAGACCAAAAACGGGCAAGGCUGGGUGCCCAGUAACUAUAUCACUCCAGUCAACAGCCCAGAAAAACAUUCCUGGUAUCAUGGCCCUGUGUCUCGCAAUGCGGCUGAAUACCUGCUCAGCAGCGGCAUUAAUGGUAGCUUUCUUGUGCGAGAGAGCGAGAGCAGCCCAGGCCAGAGGUCCAUAUCACUGAGGUACGAGGGCAGGGUAUACCACUACCGGAUCAACACCGCCUCCGAUGGCAAGCUUUACGUGUCCUCAGACAGCCGCUUUAAUACGCUGGCAGAGUUGGUCCACCACCAUUCUACAGUCUCCGACGGGUUGAUCACCACCCUACAUUAUCCUGCUCCCAAACGCAACAAGCCCACCAUUUACGGGGUGUCCCCCAACUACGACAAGUGGGAGAUGGAGAGGACGGACAUUACCAUGAAGCACAAGCUGGGGGGUGGCCAGUAUGGAGAGGUGUACGAGGGCGUUUGGAAGAAGUACAACUUGACGGUGGCUGUGAAAACAUUGAAGGAAGACACUAUGGAAGUGGAAGAGUUUCUGAAAGAGGCUGCGGUGAUGAAAGAGGUUAAGCAUCCUAACCUGGUGCAGUUGCUAGGGGUGUGUACUCGGGAACCCCCAUUUUAUAUUAUCACUGAGUUCAUGACUUAUGGGAACCUUCUGGAUUAUCUGCGUGAGUGCAACAGGCAGGAAGUCACGGCGGUGGUGCUAUUGCAUAUGGCAACUCAGAUCUCAUCCGCUAUGGAAUACCUAGAGAAGAAAAACUUCAUUCACAGGGACCUUGCAGCAAGGAACUGCCUCGUAGGGGAAAACCACUUGGUUAAAGUGGCUGAUUUUGGACUGAGUCGCUUGAUGACUGGGGAUACUUACACCGCUCACGCCGGGGCUAAGUUCCCCAUCAAAUGGACUGCGCCAGAAAGCCUUGCUUACAACAAGUUCUCCAUCAAGUCGGAUGUCUGGGCGUUUGGUGUCCUACUUUGGGAAAUCGCGACCUAUGGCAUGUCUCCAUAUCCUGGAAUUGAUCUUUCACAAGUUUAUGAGCUACUUGAGAAAGAUUAUCGCAUGGACCGACCGGAAGGAUGUCCAGAAAAAGUAUAUGAACUGAUGAGGGCAUGCUGGCAGUGGAGUCCUGGAGAAAGACCAACAUUUGCAGAAAUCCAUCAAGAUUUUGAAACCAUGUUCCAAGAGUCUAGUAUAUCCGAUGAGGUGGAAAAAGAGCUUGGGAAGAAAGGCCUUAAAGUGAUUGUGAGCAACCUACUGCAAGCCCCAGAGCUGCCAACAAAAACAAGGACAUCUAGGCGAGUAGUUGAGAGCAAGGACGAAAACACAGAAGCUUUGCCCGUCCGAAUCAUUGGGGAAUCUGAUGCUUUGGAGACUGAGCCAGCUGUGUCUCCUCUUUUUCCUCGAAAGGAGCGGGUAGCGGGAGAUGGGCUCCUGCCAGAGGAUGAACGUCUGCUGCCCAAGGACAAGAAAACCAGCCUUUUUAGUGCCCUAAUAAAGAAAAAGAAGAAGACUGCGCCUACCCCACCUAAGCGCAGCAGCUCCUUCCGUGAGAUGGAUGGGCACUGUGAGCGGCGUUGCAUUGAAGGAGAGGCUAAAGAGUCCAACAAUGGUGGAGAUGUACUUGAAGCCUUCAGAUUUCCAACCAAUGGGUCAACAAUUACAAAUGGCUCAAUUCAGGGAAACAUUGGUUUUCUCUCACCGCAUUGGAAAAAGUCAAAUACAAUGACGGGUCGGCAAACACUUCCAAAUGAAGAUGAAGGCACCAGCAAUACUAGCAAAUGUUUCCUGAGGUCUUGCUCUACUUCUUGUAUGCCACAUGGGCCUAAGGACAUGGAUGGUAGGUCUGUGACCCUUCCCAGGGAAUUGCCAUCUUCACGGUGUCAAGCGGAUUUGUCUGGAUGUGGACAGAAAUCAGAGAAACCAGCCCUGCCUCGCAAACGAGGCAAUGAAAGCAAACCAGAUUUCUCUUGCCCCCGAGGUGCCAUCACUCCACCGCCUCGCCUACUCAAAAAGAAUGAAGAGUCAGUUGAUGAAGUUUUUAAAGAUGCUGAUCCUAGUCCUGGCUCCAGUCCACCUUCUCUAACACCCAAAUUAGCACGCAAAAAACAAGGUGGCCCUACUUCCUCUUCUCCAUUACAAAAAGAGGAUACAGCUGGUGCUAAGCUUAGCUCUGUCACAUCUGACACUGGAGUACCUACAAAGCUAACGUCAUGUAAGACAGAGGCUGAGCUUCGUGUAAGAAGACUCAAGCCAUCCUCUGAAGUAGCCACAAAGGACAAAGUGAAAGUUUUGAAAGUCAAACCGAAUCCACCUCUUCCUUCUGUUGGUUCCUCAGCUUCCAGCAGCUCCUCAGUCACAGUAAAGUCUUCAAAGUUGUCUUCACAAAAUCCUAGCCAAGAAACCAGCUUAAGCGAGCCAAAACAUAAGCCAGCAAACCCUAGUGAAGACCAUUUAAGAACAAACAUAACUGUGCCUGAUAGUAACAAAAAAACAGCUAUUUCGUCCAGCUCAAAGACGCAUCCAACAGGGAAGCUUGCUGGGGGUUUUACUGCUGCUGGAGGAGGGGGUGAUCAGCCCCUGCAGCCAACUUCAUCUACUUCCUCCUCCACUGCAUUGAUUCCUCAUAUCUCCACCAGAGUUUCUCUACGUAAAACCCGUCAGCCACCAGAGAAACUGGUCAGUGGAACAGUCACCAAGGAAACUGUCCUAGAGGGCACAGAGAGCCUGCGGGCUGCCAUCAGUCGCAACUCUGAACAAAUGGCAAGCCACAGUACGGUAUUGGAGGCUGCCAAAAAUUUGCAUGCUUUUUGCACCAGCUAUGUAGACUCCAUUCAGCAAAUGAGGAACAAGUUUGCAUUUCGGGAAGCAAUUAGCAAGCUGGAGAACAGCUUGCGGGACCUACAAAUCUGCCCUGCUCCAUCCUUUACUGGAGGAGGACCUGCCACACCUCAGGACUUUAGCAAACUGCUUCUCUCUGUUAAAGAGAUCAGUGAUGUAGUCCAGAGGUAGCAUCUAGGAGUAGGGAUUUCACAAAUGUAGGGGUAAAGGUUGGAGAUCUACAGGGCAUGGUUGGAAGGGUUCAGAUACCUUUUAACCUGUUGAGAAAGGGUAGACAAGGCCAUCAUUGAGCUUUAAAUGAGUUGAUGCGUCUUAGUACUAUGCACCAUGAACUUGGGUUGUGGAGGCCACAUUGAUGGCACUAGACUUCCAAGGAAAUAUGAGUGUCCUACACAUGUUAUCAAGUACCUUAUACUCACUCAUACAGACUGAUGUUCUUCUGUCUGACACAGACUUCAAUGGUCUACAGGUCUUUCUUUCCUCACAUUGCAAAUCACUGUAAAGUGCAAUGUGUGAUUCCUUUUUGUCUGAGGAGGCUCUGUGCUAUAAACACAAUACAGAACCUCUCUGUGGCUCUGCCCUUUACUAGUCAACACUGCCUCCAUCACUGUACAGUGUGAAACAUAGCCUGAGAACUCAAGGCAACGAAUAGUACUGUUAAUGUCCAUUUCAGAUGAGAUAUGCCACCGUAAUGCUACUAUAAAGCAGCAGUUUCUUACCCUUGUACUUGACAUGCAAUAUUCAUAGCCAAGGGAUUAUAAGACAGGUUACUAAACAGCACACAGCUCUUCUCUACAAUAAAGAUAUUGCAAACUUGUCCCAAACAUUCCAACUAAACUUCCCUAAAGAUUUAUAUUCAUAGCUCAAAAAAGCAAACUAUAGCAUUCCACUCAUUUUUUUAUUUCCCUUAUAGCUGGCGUUAAAACGACAGUAAAUCAUUUAAUUCCAAACAGCAUUGCUUGUUAAACCAGACAAUGCCUUCAGAUUAGCCUUACGUAGAAUGUAGCUCAAAUGCUACUGAUCUUGGUGGUAAAAUAAUAAUUUUGUAAAUACAUCAAAAAAACAACAAAAAAACAAACAGAGAAUUUCCGAGGAUCUUAUAUUUUUUAUAGUGCAAUUAACUUCUUUUAUAAUUCUUUUAAAACCAAAAAAAUGAAAUAAAACCCACACAAUUACAUGGAGGCUAUGCAUAUAGGUUUAUUCUGACCUCUAUCAUUGGCAGAUCACAAAUUUCACUUUUAAUUAAUUCCUUACUUUCUGUAGUGGAUUAAGUUCACUCAGCUGCUGUAAAUAGAAAUUAUGAAUUUAUUCCCAGAGUUCCUUGUCACAUUUUUUUUUUUUUAAAUGUUGUGAUGUGGCAGCAAGAAUUUCCAUUCCCUUUCAUUCCUUUCUUUUCUAUGCUCAAAAGCAAAACCUGUGCUAAAAUAUUGUGUUAUAUUGUAUUAUGCUGAUUCCACUUUUGUAUGUGUUUUAGGCGUUGUUUUUGGUUAUUUUUUUUUAUUUUAUUUUGUCGCAUCUUGCAGACGUUUAAAAUGCAAUAUUUCUGUACAAAUGUUUUAGUAUUUGGGUGUAUUAUCCUUCACAAGGAUACACUUUUUUAUGUAAAUGUUCACACCCAGCUGCCUUUAAUAUGCCCCUUACUACAACUGUUUACUCUGGCGCUGAAAAGGUUAAAGUGCCUUGGGCCAGAGGGCACAUGCAGAUUAUUAAGUUCAUAGAUAAAUGAGCAUGUAUGAGGCCUUAAACUGAUGGGCGGUGAAUGGCCAAACCUUAUGACCGAGUGCCUUUUCUGAAGCAUUGCUUUACUUGCCACUUUAGAAAACUGAAAACCAAACACAGCACUAAACUUCUUUUCUAAUUCUUCAUCUAUACCUAGCAGCCCUUUGUAAAGAUAUGAAAUGCUCCAGUGCAAUAUCCGGUAAAGGAUACAAGGCUCUAAUUAUUUUGCAAGCAUAAAACACACAAUUGAUAAAGUAGCUUGUCACUUGAUGACUUACUGGCGACCAAGUGUUCUGAUAAAAGCAAAUCUAUAUAAAACAAUAUGGUAGCCUUCCAACUCUCCUGGUACCAUAUUGGAUGAAAACAGGCUAUUGUCACCACUGGCCCAGCUCAAUAUCCCAUAAUGAUCACGGUUUGGGAAAACAAAUGACCUGCCAACUUCAACUGAGCAUUUAUCUGAUUCGAAGUACAAAUUAAAGGGACGUGGAAAACAAAAUGUAAACAAUGAUUCAGACAGAGCGUACAGUAUGGUUAAGAUGAGUAAUUGAAUAAAGAUACUUGCUAUUUACAUUGUUUAAGAAAAAUUACAGAAUAACUCCUUAAUGCCACUAGCCAAGCAAAAUGAGAUUUUACAUUUUUAUCACUGCCCUGAUUUUGAUUGUUGAUCAUAUUUUAGUCCAAUUAAACAACAUCACAGAGUCGACGGUUAAUUAAAUUAAAUUAAUAUUUUUUAGAUUACAGGGUUUCCCCCCCCCAAAAAAAAUGAUAGUUAAGGUAGUUGUGCGUUCUUCAUAGAUAAAAGUAUAACUAUUGUGAUUGCAUCUGUUGUAUAAAACGUAUGUAUUAUUCGUUUAGUUCCCCCAAUUAAGAUGAUAUUUUGCAUUUUACUUAAGCACCUGCUGCUUAAUGUUGGAAAUGAUACACGUAAUUUGGAAUCAUUAUGCAAAGCCGUUGCAAGUUUUAUCAUUUAAGCGGUUAUUGUUACAAUUAAUUGGCAUGUAUGUCUUUAUAAUAAACUUAGAUUACUCAUUGUGAAAAUCUAAUAUUUCCCUAAACAGAUCUGCAAAGUGCCCACACUCCCUUAUGCCUAAAAAACAUUCAUGAACCUUGGGAUCCGGAAUUCAGGCUACAAAAAUCUAAAUACUUUUCUAUGCAUUGAAAAUUCACAGCAAAUAUAUUUCUUUUAGGAUACGGGUUCCUGCGGUUUGAUUUUGGAGCUUAAAGGGACAGUCUACUCCAGAAUUGUUAUUGUAUAAAAUGAUGAAUCUCUUUAUUACCCGUUCCCCAGUUAUGCAAAACCAACACGGUUAUAAUAAUACACUUUUUACCUCUGUGAUUACCUUGUAUCUAAGCUUCUUCUGACUGACCCCAUAUUUUUGUUCUUUUGACAGACUUGCAUUUUAGCCAAUCAGUGUUGACUCACAAAUAACUCCACAGGAGUGAGCACAGUGUUAUCUAUAUGGCACACAUGAACUAGCGGUUUCUAGCUGUGAAAAACUCAAAAUGUACUGAGAUAAGAGGCGGCCUUCAAGGGCUUAUAAAUUAGCAUAUGAGCCUACCUAGGUUUAGCUUUCAAGAAAGAAUACCACAAGUACAAUGCAGAUUUGAUAAUAAAAGUAAAUUGGAAAGUUGUUUCAAAUUUCAUGCCCUAUCUGAAUCAUGAAAGUUUCAUUUUGACUAGACUGUCCCUUUAAAGGGGCAUGAAACCCAGAAUGCCUGCAAUUUAAAAAAAAACUUUCUAAUUUACUUCUAUUAUCAAAUUUUCUUUGUACUCUUGGUAUCUUUUGUUAAAAAGUAGGGACGUAAGCUCAGGAGUGUGCACGUGUCUGGGGCACUAUAUGACAGAGGUUUUGCAAGAGUCCAGACACCUACCCAGGUAUCUCUUCAACAAAGCACAUUUUUAUAAUAGAAGUAAAUUGGAAACUUUUUUUAAAAAUUGUAUGCUCUGUCUGAAUCACAAAAGACCAUUUUUGGGUCUCGUAUCCCUUUAAAUGAGCAGCCUAUAUCACAUUGUCGCUACAGAAUAGCAUUAAUAAGUACGCCGCAUAUACAAGAUAGUAGAAUGGUGCAAUAAUUGUCGACUUUUAGAGCUGCACCCAGCACUGACUAAAUAAAUAUGUGAAAUUAAUGUUUGCCCCUCUGUCAAUAAAAGGGGUAGAACGGUACUGUUUAGCUUCACCACCGGUGUCCUAAUCAAAGCAUGCGUGUCAUUAAUGUGUCAACUUGACUGGCUUUUUGUACAUAACGUUCACUUUACUUUCCUGUAAAGCCAUUGUGGCAUUUUUACAACCUUUGUCAAAAUACAAAACCGUUUAAGUA
Bombina bombina (fire-bellied toad) is the source of this 7748-nucleotide messenger RNA. RefSeq names its product ABL proto-oncogene 1, non-receptor tyrosine kinase (gene ABL1). The record is from RefSeq and is a predicted model, not a curated record. Gene Ontology annotation, molecular function: non-membrane spanning protein tyrosine kinase activity; protein binding; ATP binding. Gene Ontology annotation, biological process: protein phosphorylation; regulation of apoptotic process. The transcript has 11 exons. NCBI's taxonomy places the organism in Eukaryota, Metazoa, Chordata, Amphibia, Anura, Bombinatoridae. The coding region runs from base 504 to 3881 and encodes 1125 amino acids.